GCCGCGGCCACGAGCCCAGCCUGGGGGUGGUGUGGGGGCCGCCCGACGGCGCGGACUGGAGGCGCCCGCCGUGGUGGACCGGCUCCGCGAGCUGGCCUGUGGUGCAGGAGGAGGGGCUGGGGCCCCGCAAGCAGCACCAGGAGAAGUGGGGAGACAGGCCCGCAGUGCAGGAACGUGGAGAGGCCCGCGCCGGGGUGCAGGAGCGGGGGGAGGGGAGCCCCCGCAAGCUGCUGCAGCAGUCGGAGCAGUUUGCGGACGGCUCCUGGGAACGCAGGGAGAGGCUCGAAAGUUCUGGGGAACCGGGAGACGGGUAUUGGGAGAGCUGCGGGCACCUCGGACGGGAGGCGGUGGUCCUGGGAGAGUCACUGACGCGCCCGGAGAGACCGGAGCUGGUGGGGAGAGCCCGGCUCGUGGGGCCCCAAGGUCCUGAGGGGGAGGGGCGCCUGGGGGUGCAGGAAGUAAAUUGGCUGCCCGGGGUACAGGAGGGACAGGUGGUGCGGGCUGUCCAGGAAACAUACCUGGAGGAGAAGGAGUCCCAGGAGAGAGAGGGGCCCCCGGAGGAGCACAGGAUCCGAAGGCGUAGACGGAGGAGGAGGUGGUAACCCGCAAGCUGUCUGCCUUGCACCAGGAAGAGGGGAGCGCAGGAUGUAGGGGUGGGGGGAGCACAUGAGCGCGGUGAACCUGGAAGAGUUGAGAGCCACUGACCGAAGGCAGGCCUGCAGGAUCGUCUUUUGCCAUCUCACUCUGGGCAUCUUCGAAGCCGCGUCUGCCGGGAGGCAGCAGAAGGCAGCAGAGGCUGGGGAGUAGCAGCAUGCAGCCCGAGGAGGGCACCGGCUGGCUCCUGGAGCUGCUGUCCGAGGUGCAGCUACAGCAGUACUUCCUGCGGCUCCGCGACGACCUCAACGUCACCCGCCUGUCCCACUUUGAGUACGUCAAGAAUGAGGACCUGGAGAAGAUUGGCAUGGGCCGGCCUGGUAGCACUGGGUUCUCGUCUCUCCCUGCAGGCCAGCGGCGGCUGUGGGAGGCUGUGAAGAGGAGAAAGGCCAUGUGCAAGCGCAAGUCUUGGAUGAGCAAGGUGUUCAGUGGAAAGCGGCCGGAGGCCGAGUUCCCUCCUCAUCACUCCCAGAGCACCUUCCGAAAGACCUCGCCCACCCCAGGGGGCCCGGCGGGGGAGGGUCCUCUGCAGAGCCUCACCUGCCUCAUCGGGGAGAAGGACCUGCGCCUCUUGGAGAAGCUGGGGGAUGGCUCCUUCGGCGUGGUGCGCAGGGGCGAGUGGGACGCCCCCUCGGGGAAGACGGUGAGUGUGGCUGUGAAGUGCCUGAAGCCCGAUGUGCUGAGCCAGCCAGAGGCCAUGGAUGACUUCAUCCGGGAGGUCAAUGCCAUGCACUCACUGGACCACCGCAACCUCAUCCGCCUCUAUGGGGUGGUGCUCACGCCACCCAUGAAGAUGGUGACAGAGCUGGCGCCUCUGGGCUCGUUGUUGGACCGGCUUCGCAAGCACCAGGGCCACUUCCUCCUGGGGACGCUGAGCCGCUACGCUGUGCAGGUGGCCGAGGGCAUGGGCUACCUGGAGUCCAAGCGCUUUAUUCACCGCGACCUGGCCGCCCGCAAUCUGUUGCUGGCCACCCGGGACCUGGUCAAGAUUGGGGACUUCGGGCUGAUGCGAGCACUGCCCCAGAACGAUGACCACUAUGUCAUGCAGGAGCAUCGCAAGGUGCCCUUUGCCUGGUGUGCCCCGGAGAGCCUGAAAACACGCACCUUCUCCCAUGCCAGUGACACUUGGAUGUUUGGGGUGACGCUGUGGGAGAUGUUCACCUAUGGCCAGGAGCCCUGGAUUGGCCUCAAUGGCAGCCAGAUCCUGCAUAAGAUCGACAAGGAGGGGGAGCGCCUGCCCCGGCCCGAGGACUGCCCCCAGGACAUCUACAAUGUCAUGGUCCAGUGCUGGGCUCACAAACCAGAGGACAGACCCACCUUUGUGGCCCUGCGGGACUUCCUGCUGGAGGCCCAGCCCACGGACAUGCGGGCCCUUCAGGACUUUGAGGAACCAGACAAGCUGCACAUCCAAGUGAAUGAUGUCAUCACAGUCAUCGAGGGAAGGGCUGAGAAUUACUGGUGGCGUGGGCAGAACACGCGGACGCUGUGUGUGGGGCCCUUCCCGCGCAACGUGGUGACCUCUGUGGCCGGCCUGUCAGCCCAGGACAUCAGCCAGCCCCUGCAGAACAGCUUCAUCCACACGGGCCAUGGUGACAGCAACCCCCGCCACUGCUGGGGCUUCCCCGACAAGAUCGACGAGCUGUAUCUGGGAAACCCCAUGGAUCCUCCUGACCUGCUAAGCGUGGAACUGAGCACCUCCCGACCCAGCCAGCUCCUAGGAAGGGCGAAAAGGGAGCCUCCACCUCGCCCUCCUCAGCCUGCCAUCUUCACUCAGAAACCCGCCUAUGACCCUGUGAGUGAGGACCAAGACCCCUUGUCCAGUGACUUCAAGAGGCUGGGCCUGCGGAAGCCCAGCCUGCCCCGAGGGCUGUGGCUAGCGAAGCCCUCAGCCUGGGUACCCGGCACCAAGGCCGGCCACGGCGGCGGGGGCGAGGUCACGCUCAUAGACUUCGGCGAGGAGCCUGUGGCCCCAGGCCCACGGCCCUGUGCUCCCUCCCUGGCCCAGCUGGCCAUGGACGCCUGCUCCUUGUUGGACAAGACCCCGCCACAGAGCCCCACGCAGGCCCUGCCCCGGCCCCUGCACCCCACGCCAGUGGUGGACUGGGACGCACGCCCUCUGCCCCCGCCACCCGCCUACGAUGACGUGGCCCAGGAUGAGGACGACUUUGAGGUCUGCUCCAUCAAUAGCACGCUGGUGGGCAUGCGGGUCCCCACCGGGCCCAGGCAGGGUGAGACCAAUUACGCCUUCGUGCCUGAGCAGGCGCGGCCACUGCCUCCCCUGGAGGACAACCUGUUCCUCCUGCCCCAGGGCGGGAGCAAGCCGCCCAGCUCAGCCCAGACCACGGAGAUCUUCCAGGAGCUGCAGCAGGAGUGCAUGCGGCAGCUGCGCGUCCCAGCCGGCUCGCUGGCCUCCUCCCCGAGCCCAGCCAGCGACGACAAGCCCCAGGUGCCCCCCCGGGUGCCGAUCCCCCCGCGACCUGUGCGCCCGUGCGGCGGGCUGUCUCCAGCCACCCCAGGCGAGGAAGAGAUGGGGCGAUGGCCUGGACCUGCCUCUCCUCCCCGGGUGCCUCCCCGGGAGCCCCUGUCCCCGCAAGGCUCGCGGACGCCCAGCCCCCUCGCACCACCUGGCAGCUCCCCACUGCCACCCCGGCUCUCAAGCUCCCCCGGGAAGGCCAUGCCCACCACCCAGAGUUUUGCCUCCGACCCCAAGUAUGCCACACCCCAGGUGAUCCAGGCACCUGGCCCGCGGGCUGGCCCCUGCAUUCUGCCCAUCGUCCGAGAUGGCAAGAAGGUUAGCAGCACCCACUACUACCUGCUGCCCGAGCGCCCGCCCUACUUGGAGCGCUACCAGCGCUUCCUGCGUGAGUCCCAGAGCCCUGAAGAGCCGGCCCCCCUGCCCGUGCCCCUGCUGCUGCCCCCACCCAACACCCCGGCCCCCGCUGCCCCGACGGCUACUGUUCGACCGAUGCCCCAGGCUGCCCCGGACCCCAAGGCCAACUUUUCCAGCAACAACAGCAACCCAGGGACCCGGCCCCCAGCCCUGAGGGCUGCUGCUCGGCUGCUGCAGAGGGGCUGCCCCGGGGAUGGGCUAGAGGCUGGCCGGCCAGUGGACAAGGUCCAGAUGCUGCAGGCCCUGGUGCAUGGGGUGACCACAGAGGAGUGCCAGGCCGCCCUGCAGAGCCACGGCUGGAGUGUGCAGAGAGCUGCCCAGUAUCUGAAGGUGGAGCAGCUCUUUGGGCUGGGUCUGCGGCCACGGGGCGAGUGCCACAAAGUGCUGGAGAUGUUCGACUGGAACCUGGAGCAGGCCGGCUGCCACCUCCUGGGCUCGUGCGGCCCUGCCCACCACAAGCGCUGAGAUAUGUCUGGAGAGUCAGAGGAUCUGCCCUGAAGGAAUCACUUGAGCCCACCCCUCUGAUAUGGGUGGGGAGCUGCCCCUGCUGGCCUGGAGGACCUGCUGCCACCUGCUGCUCCCAGUGGGCAGAGCGAGGCCAAAGGAGCAGGAGGCUGGGAGCCCUGCCUUGCCAUCCCUCCUCACCCAGCGCUGUCCCUGCACACUUCGGUUCAGCCCUUGGCGCCCUAGCCCUCAUGCAGGUGGGCGCCCUGUGAAGGCAGGUCUGGGGCUGCCUCAGGAGGCCAUGAGGCCCACCUGCCUCUGGCUCCAGGCUUCGGCUGUGCUGUGGCUGCAGAGGGGCCCCGGGCCCUGGCCAGGGGACCAGACUGAGUGGAAGCCAGGCCUGGCCUGGGAAGGGAGGAUGUAGUGGCCACACAGAAAGGAGGACCAGCACCCCAUCAGGCCCCCCCACCCCCAAGGCCAGGCCUUUUUCCAGGGAGCCCCUAGGGGGGCAUUUGGGGUGUCGAACAGAGUGUGGCUUGUGGCCUGGCCAUGGACAUGGUACAGGACUUGGCUGGUCUUGUGCCUGGAAAUAGCCCCAGGUGGCUCAGGAAGCAGAGAAAGGGUGCCAGACUGCUCUCUGGCAGGGACCAGGGCCCCAGGCCCCAGGAUUGGAGGGGGACCAAGGGAGGCAGUUGCCCUGGGGGGACACCAGUGCUUCCCUGUGACCCAGCCCUUCCCCUUGUGCGGCUCCUUGUUUUCCCACCAGCCUCUGUUGCCAAAGUUGCUGCCCCAGCUAUCAAUACCUGCUUCUUCCAGAGAAAUAAAGUUUAGUUUCUAUUUUAUAUUA
Molecule: messenger RNA, 4835 nt
Organism: Choloepus didactylus (southern two-toed sloth)
Lineage: Eukaryota; Metazoa; Chordata; Mammalia; Pilosa; Megalonychidae
Gene: TNK2
Product: tyrosine kinase non receptor 2
Exons: 16
Coding region: 812-4009 (1065 amino acids)
Biological process (GO): negative regulation of epidermal growth factor receptor signaling pathway; signal transduction; regulation of keratinocyte differentiation
Cellular component (GO): extrinsic component of cytoplasmic side of plasma membrane
Molecular function (GO): protein tyrosine kinase activity; protein serine/threonine/tyrosine kinase activity; protein binding
Source: RefSeq, a predicted model, not a curated record